UCAGCCAGAUCAAGCAGGCAGAUGUAAGCUAGCACAGACAAAUUAGACAAAGAAACCUUGCGAAGAGUCUGAGUGAAAAAGACUUCAAAGUGACGGAUGGUGAAAGGAGCGACUGUGGCACAAAGCUAUACACCUUACUCGAUACACAUGGAAGUAUGAAAGUUAAAGACUGGAACAUGAAGAUGGGACCAUGAAAUAUCCUGUCAAAUAUUAGACACACGGCAUACUACAAUUUCUGAAAGUGCUUUAAAGAGAAGAGUGCUACCUCCAAAGCGGUGAUGUCACGGGUUCCCACCCCCCCUCCUCCUGGGGAGAUGUCAAGUGGACCUGUGGCAGAGAGCUGGUGUUACACACAGGUCAAGGUGGUGAAGUUUUCAUACAUGUGGACCAUAAACAACUUCAGCUUUUGCAGAGAAGAAAUGGGGGAGGUGUUGAAGAGUUCCACCUUCUCCUCAGGGCCGAACGACAAAAUGAAGUGGUGUCUGCGGGUCAAUCCAAAGGGACUUGAUGAUGAAAGCAAAGAUUAUCUGUCAUUGUAUUUACUUCUUGUUAGUUGUCCAAAAAGUGAAGUCAGAGCAAAAUUCAAGUUUUCUUUGUUGAAUGCGAAAAGAGAGGAAACUAAAGCAAUGGAAAGCCAAAGAGCCUACAGGUUUGUCCAAGGCAAAGACUGGGGCUUUAAAAAGUUCAUUAGGAGGGAUUUCCUCCUCGAUGAAGCCAAUGGUCUUCUACCCGAUGACAAACUUACUCUUUUUUGUGAGGUAAGUGUUGUCCAGGACUCUGUGAACAUUUCUGGCCAGUCCAACAUGAACAUGCUGAAGGUACCAGAAUGUCAGCUGUCUGAUGACCUGGGGAACCUUUGGGAGUGUUCACGCUUCACAGACUGCAGCCUCUAUGUGGGAGGGCAGGAGUUCAAAGCCCACAAAUCCAUCCUGGCAGCAAGGUCACCAGUCUUCAAUGCGAUGUUUGAGCAUGAAAUGGAAGAGAGUAAAAAAAACCGUGUAGAUAUAAGUGAUGUGGACCCAGAUGUCUUCAAGGAAAUGAUGGGCUUCAUAUACACAGGGAAGGCCCCAAACCUGGAGAAGAUGGCAGACAACCUGCUGGCAGCUGCAGACAAAUACGCUCUGGAGCGUCUAAAAGUCAUGUGCGAAGAGGCCUUGUGCAACAGCCUCUCAGUGGAGAACGUGGCCGACACCCUCAUCCUCGCAGACUUGCACAGCGCCGAGCAGCUCAAAGCACAAGCCAUAGAUUUUAUCAACAGGUGCAGUGUCCUCAGACAGCUGGGCUGUAAAGAUGGAAAGAACUGGAAUAGCAACCACGCCACAGAUAUAAUGGAGACCGCAGGCUGGAAGUCAAUGAUCCAGUCGCACCCUCACUUGGUCGCCGAGGCUUUCCGCGCCCUGGCGUCAGCACAGUGCCCGCCCUUCGGUCCUCCCAGGAAGCGUCUAAAACAGUCGUGACGCCCCGGGUGUCCGUGGCUCUGCAAAGGAAGGACUAGUGAGGAUACCACUCUUUUUAUUUCCACCAAAACUGAACACACUUGAAGAAGAGUGGGCCUUCUUCACCGGGGAUGUGGGAAGGCCGGCACAAUGGAUGACUGUCUUGCUUUGCUGCCCCGACUGUCUGCUGUUCAUGGCGGGUAGCAAGUCAAGCUGUCUGCUACUGUUAUUUCCUGUCAUUCUUCAAAAAAAAUGGCCUUAAUAUAUCUGCCAUUGCUCUGGAGUUCUUUUGUCUAUUUUACUCUGUGCCUGCCUUGUCACAAAGACCAGGUCUCCUCCAGGUUGCACUAGUUCCCGUCUGUAGUCGUUUUCAUAUGGAGUUCGAUAGGAACGUAACAAAGGUUGAACUAAAUGGGAAAUAUUAUAUAUUUGUAAUGUUUAGCCCGUUUUGUGACCAGAUGUUAAAAGAGCAUGAACACUUUCAGUGCAAGGUCAGUUCUUAACACUUUUUAAAAAGGUGUAUGCCCCAUAUUGAUGGCACCAUUUCUAUGUCAGUGACAGCUGAAGCAUCCUCAGAAGACCAGUGUACAAGGAAGUCUGUUGUGUUGGAUCUGUGUAGGGACAAAUCCUACAUCACACUUUAGGAAGCGUCAAUUCUCGUCUUUGGACCGAACAAACAUUGGAAGGUGCAUUUAUCCCGGCUCACAUCGUAACGACAUUUGGAUCAAGUCAGUGCACCGCCAUGAUUUUCAAUUCUAAGACUUUAGUAUUGCCAAGCUGCAAAUAUAUAUUCUCAUCAUAUUGUGGUUAACUCAAAGUGGAAAGACUAAUGCAUGGUAAUGUUAUUGUCGCAGAAAGUGUCCAAAUUAUAAUUUUUUUUACUUAACAAUGUACUUUCUGACAUUGGUGCAGAUUGAAAAGAAUUGGUGAUGUACAAAAAAAAAGGUCCUCGGAAAAGUGUAGGAUGCUGAGCAUCACUUCUGCCGGCAAUGUCAUUCUUUGUUCUGAAUGAGGAUUGGUCCUGUUUAUUCGGUGCGUCUUGUAUGUAGCGUGACGUGAUACACACUUGAGGAGCAUUUGUAAAAUAGAAGUCAACAUGUUGAAACGUUCGGAAGUUGUCUGCAGGAAUGGCUGUGUAAAGCAAAUAAAACAUUUUCCAGCA
Molecule: messenger RNA, 2598 nt
Organism: Dunckerocampus dactyliophorus (ringed pipefish)
Lineage: Eukaryota; Metazoa; Chordata; Actinopteri; Syngnathiformes; Syngnathidae
Gene: spopla
Product: speckle type BTB/POZ protein like a
Exons: 12
Coding region: 279-1457 (392 amino acids)
Biological process (GO): regulation of proteolysis; proteasome-mediated ubiquitin-dependent protein catabolic process
Cellular component (GO): nucleus; cytoplasm
Molecular function (GO): ubiquitin protein ligase binding
Source: RefSeq, a predicted model, not a curated record